Messenger RNA from Phytophthora infestans T30-4, 456 nucleotides. Its product is annotated as CSH. The transcript has a single exon. Gene Ontology annotation, biological process: pyruvate import into mitochondria. Lineage: Eukaryota; Oomycota; Peronosporomycetes; Peronosporales; Peronosporaceae. The record is from RefSeq and is a predicted model, not a curated record. Bases 1 to 456 code for a protein of 151 amino acids. Gene Ontology annotation, cellular component: mitochondrial inner membrane.
AUGAGUAACUCCAAGCAGUUCACACACAAUUUAGCCCCUCAUCAGACCCGCAAGACCUCAUCUUCGUCGUCCAAGAUGCUGCCGUCCAUCGUCCCCCGCAUCCAACAGAAGGUCCUUGAGCAGCAGAUCGUGGCCAACAGCCCUAAGCUCACGGCCAUGGUGAGCCACCCGGCGGGUCCCUUCACUGUUCACUUCUGGGCGCCUACCAUCAAGUGGGCCAUCUCGCUGGCCAACGUCGCCGACAUGCGUCGCUCGCCUGAGACCAUUUCGGUGGCUCAACAGACGGCAGUCACUGGCACGGGCGUGAUCUGGUCUCGCUAUAGUAUGGUAAUUACCCCCAAGAACUGGAACCUCUUCGCCGUGAACGUCUUCAUGGCCGGCACGGGCCUCGUACAGUUCUACCGCAAGUUCACGUACGACCCCGAGAAGGUCGAGGAGGCUGCUAAGUCCAGUUAA